CCUUCAUCCACCGGUUCGGUCAUAAUCGUGACAGGAUGGUCACAGCACCCCCCAUCAUCGACUUUGAGCCCUUCUACUCCACCGAUCCCAACAACAAGGACCUGUUAAUCCAGCAGAUCCGCCACGCCUGCGAGAGACAUGGCUUCUUCCAGCUCAUCAACCACCAGAUACCAUCCGAUCUCCUCCAAGCCAUUCUUCACCAAUCUCGCGAAGUGUUCGGCUUACCCCUAGAGGCCAAGGAGAAGUACAGCAUAGAUAUCGAACCACGUAAACUCGGCUACGAGCGUCUCCGCGCCCAAAACUUCGAGAAGCGCGGCCUCGGCGACCUCAAAGAAGGAUUCUACUUCUGUCGGGACCUACCUCCCGACCACCCCUCCAUCGGGAGGUUCUUGCACGGCGUGAACAAAUAUCCCACGGAGCUUCACGAUCUUGCAGCUUUCAGAAGGGUGGUGGGUGAGUAUCAGGCCGCGAUGGGAGAACUAGCCCGGAAUAUCAUGCGAGUCAUAGCGCAGAGCUUGGAUUUGGAGGAGCAUUGGUUCGACGACUUCUGUGCCGACUCGGCGAAUAUUCUGCGUCUGUUGCGGUAUCCGCCCCAGGAAGUGGAUGAGACGGGGGUUGAGCGAGGCAUCGGCGCCCACACCGACUUCGGCGGCAUCACCAUUCUCCUACAAGACGACACAGGCGGGCUGCAGGUCUGGGACCGCGAGUCUUCGCAGUGGGCGUCUGUCGUGCCCUUCCCGGGCGCGUUGGUCGUGAAUCUCGGGAAUCUGUUGAUGCGGUGGACUAAUGAUCGAUAUCUGUCGAAUUUGCAUCGGGUGAUCAAUACUAGUGGGCGGGAACGAUAUAGUGUGCCGUUCUUUUGUACGGGGAAUCUGGAUUAUACCGUGGAGUGUAUCCCGGGGUGCAGGGCUGAGACGGAGGAGGCGAAAUAUCCGCCCAUUACGGUGCAGGAGUGGAUGGAGAAGCGGUAUGCGGAUACGUAUGGGCAGGAGGGCGAGGGGGAGUUGUCGAGGGAUGUGGGUCGUGCGGUGGAUGGGUGAGGAUUCGUGUAGUUGGGAGUGGGGGUUUCAGGUGAUCGGACCCAGAAGCUGGUGGUUCAUGCGAAGGAUCAAGUGAAGAAAUCUAUAAGGAACUUGUGGCGGUACUAUAAAACGAGAGCGGCCAUUGUGACAGGACGAAGACAACAUGAGAUCACUGCGACUGAUAGCCAGAAAGCCUCGAUGAAUACAACCUUCACAUCAAAACAAACCCAGCCACAGUCCCAACUCCUCCACGCGCCUAUCCAGCUAUAUACCUCUCCCUUCACCAAAAAGCGCAAGUUGAUCCUGAAGAAAUAUCCGCGUAUCCAAAGUCUCAC
Messenger RNA from Aspergillus heteromorphus CBS 117.55, 1357 nucleotides. Its product is annotated as isopenicillin N synthase family dioxygenase. The record is from RefSeq and is a predicted model, not a curated record. Bases 36 to 1040 code for a protein of 334 amino acids. The transcript has 4 exons. Lineage: Eukaryota; Fungi; Ascomycota; Eurotiomycetes; Eurotiales; Aspergillaceae. Gene Ontology annotation, molecular function: dioxygenase activity.